Molecule: messenger RNA, 3441 nt
Organism: Parnassius mnemosyne (clouded apollo)
Lineage: Eukaryota; Metazoa; Arthropoda; Insecta; Lepidoptera; Papilionidae
Source: the annotation of a GenBank genome assembly
GUAGUGAUCACAGACUAAUAUGAUACUAACGUAACGUAACGUGGUAGUGAUUUAGUAAUUAUAUUCUCUUUGAUGUAUAUUCAAGUCUAUGGUUGGUAGUCUGUGACUGUGAUCUAUGCUGUUGUGAUUGUUGAUAGCACCAAGCCCAAGAUUUAUUUUAAAAUUAAUUUAGUUAACUAUAAAAUUGAAGAAAAAUAUUUAGACAGUUCCACAAUGGCUGAGCUCGCGGCGUUACUACAAACUGAAAUCCCUGAGGGACGAAACCAUUUGACGGACAGCCACACAAACCUUGAGCGUGUUGCAGAAUAUUGUGAAGCGAAUUACUUUCAGUCAGAAAAUAAACGACUUGCUCUUGAAAGCACUAAAAAUUACACUACACAAUCCUUAGCCAGUGUGGCUUAUCAAAUAAAUACUUUAGCGUAUAACUUUCUGCAACUUUUGGAGCUACAAACUAUGCAGUUGGCUGAGAUGGAAGGUCAGAUGAAUCAUAUAUCACAAACUGUAGCUAUACAUAAAGAGAAAGUUGCCAGAAGAGAAAUUGGGGUAUUAACUGCUAAUAAAGUGACUCCUAGGCAAUAUAAAAUAAUUGCUCCAGCCAAUCCAGAAAAGCCGAUUAAAUAUGUUCGAAAGAGCAUUGAUUAUACAGCUCUAGAUGAUAUUGGUCACGGUGCGCGUUGGAACGGCGGCUCUAGUGGUACUCCAAGGGGCCGCCGCUCAGUGUCAGCCCAGGGCUCCGCAACAUUGCCGGCACCCACUACGAAGCCACCCACGCCCCCAGCCGCUAUCCGCGCUGCCUCUGCCACUAACACCGGUACACUUGGACGAGGGACACUCGGCAAAUCGUCGCGUGAGUAUCGCACCCCGCCCGCGGUGGCGCCUCCACAAGUGCCUUCGCACUACGCUCCAAACUACCCACGACGACCUCCCGGGUACUCCACGUUGCCGGUAGCACAGCCGCAGGUUGGGAUGGUACAUCCUAAUCAACAUCAAACAAACUCGAACUACUCCCAGCAAGACCUACACUCAAGUAUGCCACCUCCACCUUCUCCAUUGAUUGGGUCCGACGGGGAGCAUAGCCAACAUUCAAUGAGUCUUCCAGGACAGCGCGCGUCGUCGUCGUCGGGCGGCGCGUCGGUGCGCGGCGGGUCGGUGUCGCCGCCGCUGCCGCCGCCGCCGCGCGACGACGAGCUCGCGCACGACCGCGCGCUGCACGCCAACAAUAAAAUGAGUGCUCCGUACUCAAAUGCGGUGCCUGCGAUUGUGCCCGAUGACGACGAUUUACCCGGUUGGGUACCGAAGAAUUAUAUAGAGAAAGUUGUAGCAAUUUACGACUAUUACGCGGAUAAAGAAGACGAGCUCUCAUUCCAAGAGAGCGCUGUGAUCUACGUACUGAAGAAGAACGACGACGGCUGGUGGGAAGGCGUGAUGGAUGGCGUCACUGGCCUCUUCCCUGGGAACUACGUCGAACCCUGUGUCUAGAACAUGAAAAAAUGCCGAUUAAGCAUGUAUUUGCUUUCAAUUUAAUAACUUAUAUGUAGCGGCACGAGUCGGGUGAACAUCUUGACAUGCGCAAUAGUCGAUUUAUAGGUCUCUUUGAUGAAUUACAAGGACACGGAGUGGGUACGGUGAACAUCAUCCUUUCACGUGAUCGGUCCGUUAGAUCUUUUCUAUUGGAUCAUCUAUUGGAUAUUUACGUGUCAUUCGCGUGCAUUAUAUUGACUGGUAAAUACACACGCGCAAAUACUGUCACAUGGUGCUCAUGACUCGUGCCGCUAUCACUCUCAUAACUAUUAUAGAAGGACGUUUAUAGUCUCUCACUAUUUAGUUACUGUUGUUUGGUUACUGUUGAGUUUUUCACUAUUUAGUUCAAUGUUGCAAAAUAGUUUAAAGAAUGUAGCAGAUAAUUAUUAUUGUUUUAUUACAUACGAUACCAUUUAAGCGUUAGUGGAAGCGACAAUAAAAUCAAAUUUGGUAUAUUAUGACAUUGCUUGUUUCAGGAUAUGCUUCAAUAAUUGAAACUGACUGUGCAAAAUGUAUUAUUUUAUUCAUUCCGAAUACAAUGUAAUAUUUAUAAAAAUAUAGUUAUAAUUGUAAUCAUAUAUUAAAAUUAGGGAUGUUACGGAAGUGGUUAUAUCGGAAGCGGAGUUUUUAAAUUUUGUUUGUCGGAACCAGAACCGAAAUCGGAACCGGAAUCGGAGGUGGAGGCAGAAGAGAUGUGUUAAGGGCAGGUCCAUUGCACUGUAUUUUUCUUUUCAGUUUCAAAUUUUUUGAUUUAUUCAAAUUCAGUGGCAUGCACAGACUUUAAAUGACUUUUUAACUAAGUAGUCGUACCUCCCUUUCCUGAUUAUAUCUUCCCAUAUAGUUUACACUUUGCUGUAUUCUCAGAAACUUCAUUGAAACAAUUCCAAAUGGCACUUGAUUCUGGCUUCAUUGUCCAAUUCAAAUAAUUUUGUUACACGUCAAAUAAAACACUACUAGAACUCUAAUAGGUAUAAAUGAAGCGCGAACACAUCUGUGAACUUAUUAAGUGGCGAAGCUUGCGAAGUCACUUAUUGAUUUCACGAUGUCUGUCCGUCUGUCCCUCGAUUAUCUCGAGAACGGUUACGAAUUUUCAAAUUCUGUUUUCAGCAAUCGAUUACUGAUCACCCAGGCAUCUGAACCUCCUAUUUUGAAACUGAUUGCUCAACGGCAACCGUUAGAAACCGCUACAAAGCUGAUUGCUUCGCCACUUUGCUAUGCUGUUAGCUUGUUAGGUUUAUUAUUUGUAUAUGUUUGAGAAAAAAUUCUCUAAAUUCUUGUUAAGUCGAAAACUCGUUAACUCGACAUUUUUGGCAUUUCCCUUAAAAUUCAAGUUAUCGUGAUUCCACUGUAUAGGAAUACCAAAUAUUAAAUACAUAAACAGGCGCGUGUGUGGUCAAGCGUAGUGAUUAUGGCAAAUCCUUCCUGCAUUGGGAGAGGUCCAUUAUCAGUUUGGGUUUUUACAGGCGAUAAAAGAACAGUAGAAGAGGUAAAUAUUUAAAAACAGUGCCGGAAAUGCAUGACAUUAUUUACCUGAAAAAGUUACGUCGAAAAUACCAUGAACACAACACAUUAAUAUGUACAAUCUUUUAAAUUUAAAAAAUAAUAUUUUAAUACUAAUUACAACACACAUAAUUUACUCCUCUUUUCUACUAUACCUAAUGCCAUUAUCACCCUGUCCACCUUUAUUUCAAUUGCAAAAUAAUGCAAUUUUAUUAUAAUGAGUUUAUAUUAUUUUACUCUCAAAAUAAGUUUAGUUCAUAGAAAUAAAAAAAUUAUAUGUAAGACUAUAUAUAUAUUGCAUAUUCAUAUUUCAAAUUUGUAGAAGGAAAUCAUGUUUAAGCAAAUAAAUUUAGCUGAUAAGACUAUGUAAUUAAUUUAAAUUCAAUCCAUAAUAAUUUAUAAUAUAGAAGAAAAGUAUGU